Molecule: messenger RNA, 2259 nt
Organism: Daldinia decipiens
Lineage: Eukaryota; Fungi; Ascomycota; Sordariomycetes; Xylariales; Hypoxylaceae
Exons: 2
Coding region: 1-2259 (752 amino acids)
Biological process (GO): positive regulation of proteasomal ubiquitin-dependent protein catabolic process; ubiquitin-dependent protein catabolic process; protein polyubiquitination
Cellular component (GO): ubiquitin ligase complex; cytoplasm
Molecular function (GO): ubiquitin conjugating enzyme binding; ubiquitin protein ligase activity; zinc ion binding
Source: RefSeq, a predicted model, not a curated record
AUGCUGAUCAUCGAGCCGACGUCCUCCGCGACGGAGGAACUCUCCGGUGCACCCGCCAUCCUAGUACAGCAUCCGAUAGGGGAAGAUGAUGAAUUUCCAAAAUGGAAAGGGAAAGGGAAAGCUAUCGUGGCAAACGUAAACGAUGAUUCCUUGUCGACAAGUUUGCCAAGAAACGAAAUCACCGUCGAUUGGACCCAAUAUGAACCUCCCGAGGGCCUGAAAGACACAGCGGGUUCCAAAUCAGACAUAGUCGUCCAGAUCAUCCAGGAAUCCAUUGACAAGGUUAAGACUCGAAUUUUUGAAGAGGAGCAGAGGCAGAAAGCGGAGGAUGCUAAGAAGUUGAAACAACAUGAGAAGCUUAGAAGUGAUAAUGAAGACCAGAGUACUGAAACGUCAGACGCGCCCUUGGAUGAGAGGUCAGACGAACAGGAUGUAGUACUUCAGGCUCUAGUGCCAGCCCCGAGGGUAGAAUCAUUUACUUAUGAUGUUAUCACGCCAGCACAGCCCGCCAAGUCAAAAAAAUACUCGUUUAAAAAUCUCUUUCGGCGUUUGAAUAAUGUUGUAGAAAGAGGUGAGUCCAGCACAACUGGAGCCGCUCGUCAUAAGCGGGAUAUUUCUUGGAGUAGCUUAGAAAUGGGCACCUAUACGGCGAAGAAGCGAUUCGUAUCCGAGGUUUUAAAGAGGACGACGACGAACAGCAAUAGCAGCCCGACUUCAUCGGUCCAUGAAGCUGAAGUCGAAUGCGUCUCUUGCUUGGACGACUUUAGCCCUAAGGAGAUGAUCAAGGUUCCUUGUCACAGUUAUUGCAAGCCUUGUUUCAUACGUCUAAUACAUACGACUUGUGACAAUGAGCAGCAAUGGCCACCCAAGUGCUGUCUAAAUCCCAUCCCAGCCGCUACCAUAAUACUCAAUGUCGAUUCCGGGCUGAAGAAAAUCUAUCACAACAGAGCAGCAGAGUGGAACCUACCAAUCAGUGAACGUGUAUACUGUAGCCAGCAAAGCUGUAGUCUCUGGCUUCGGCCGGAUCAAAUCAACCGCGCCCGCAAUAUCGCAAGGUGCUCGACAGGUCACUGGACCUGCAUCAUCUGCCGCGGCCAGCAGCAUGAAGGAGACAACUGUCCCGAGGACCGCGAUAUGAUGAAAACUGAUGAGCUCGCUGAAGAAGAGGGAUGGAAGCGAUGCUACGGUUGCCACGCAUAUGUUGAGCAUAGAGAAGCAUGCCAACAUAUGACUUGCCGAUGCGGUGCCGAGUUCUGUUACGUUUGUGGUGCACGCUGGCGAACCUGCGCUUGUACGAUGGAACAGUUAGCUGCUGUCAAAAGAGGCGCAGAAGCACGACGCCAGGCCCGCCAGGACAAGGAAGCUCAGGAGGAGGCCGAGAUCCAAGAGGCUCUACGACUGGUAGCCGAGUUCGAGCGUGAAGAAGCGCUUAAAGCUGAGCUGUUGCGACAAGAACAGGAACGGUUGGCUGAGGAGCGCCGGGCGAGGCUACUUGAGGAGCGCAUUAGGCGUGAGGGUGAAAGACGGCGGGCGGUAGAAGUCAAAUACCUGGAACUCCGUGAGGUAUUUGUACAUGUACAUGAACUUCAACGCAUCAUCGUGCAGCGCGACCACAGCACUGAAGAAGCUGGACUGAAAAGUCAAGGUGCUACGGCACUGGAAGAACUACAGGAAAAACAGAGAGCAGAACGUGAGAAGCUAAGCGCCGUUACAAAGAGUAAGUUAGCGAGGCGGGAAAAGGUGCUCAAACGGGAAUACGUAGCACGAGUAGCCGAGGAGCGUCGAAUCGAAGAGCAGUACCACGCACAAUUAAAAGAAUAUUGGUCUCGUAAAAAGGAUAGCGAGGCUAAAAUAGAGGCUGCUAUGAAACAACUGAAGCGCAAAAUGGACGCCAGCUUCAGGAAGUGGGAGAAAUGGAGAGACAACGAGUUAAACAACUACCAUUGGAGCGUUAAGGAAGAACAGGGGAUCAAAGAGGAGCUGAUGCAGGAGGCGGAACGAAGGCUGGUGGAGGACACACGGGAAGCUCAGACUGCGUUCUCGUUACGCAAAUCCGCCGAGCUUCGGUGGGUGGACGUUUUGAUCGAGGAGCGCAACCGCAUGCUCAACGACAUGGAGAUUGACGAGAUUGAGAAUGGCGAGAACGUCGAUGCUUGGUUUGAUGAAAAUGUACUUGACGAGGAUGAGCCGGAUGAAACGGGCUUUCCGGAGGAGUUUCGGGUUCCGGGUGCGUAUGAACAAUAUUUAGAUGGGGUUUGA